Talaromyces rugulosus is the source of this 3258-nucleotide messenger RNA. RefSeq lists its product as uncharacterized. The transcript is spliced from 5 exons. The record is from RefSeq and is a predicted model, not a curated record. Gene Ontology annotation, biological process: dolichol-linked oligosaccharide biosynthetic process; protein N-linked glycosylation. Bases 1 to 3258 code for a protein of 1085 amino acids. Gene Ontology annotation, cellular component: membrane. NCBI's taxonomy places the organism in Eukaryota, Fungi, Ascomycota, Eurotiomycetes, Eurotiales, Trichocomaceae. Gene Ontology annotation, molecular function: UDP-N-acetylglucosamine-dolichyl-phosphate N-acetylglucosaminephosphotransferase activity.
AUGAGCCUCUCCACUAGUCUGUCGCGAACAGAGGCCUGGAGCCUCUUGGCUCUCGCCGGUGUCUCUGUCGCCAUUGUCGCAAACUCGUUUCAUGGCGAUGGAGAGCCACUCAUGGUUUCUAUCGCCUUUAGUCUGUUCGCAUUUUCCGCCACCUACAGCCUUAUCCGAUGGCUAGGGCCUAGCUUCAUAAAGGUCGGCUUGAAGGGGAGGGAUAUGUCCAAAGUCAAGCGGCCCGAGAUACCUGAGACAAUGGGUGCAGUGUGUGCAGUCGUUUAUUUACUGCUGUUGAUUGCCUUUAUUCCGUUUCCUUUCUACAAAGAUAUUGUUGCCGCCACUUCGGGUGGUGGAAACCGAGACGUCGUCCAGGAGGCUCAGCAUGUCGAAAUGGGACGCUACCUUCAUCGCUUUCCGCAUAAUAAGCUGGCAUCAUACCUGUCAGGACUUCUCUCGCUGCAAGCCAUCGUGCUCCUCGGCAUUGGAGAUGACCUUCUCGAUAUCAGAUGGCGACACAAGGUUCUGAUACCAGCAUUCGGAGCUUUCCCUAUGCUAGUCGUCUACUUUGUCGACUUUGGCGUCACCCAGGUCGUAGUCCCGAUGCCGCUGCGAUCUUAUCUCGGAGAAACUAUCAACCUUGGUUGGCUGUACUACGCAUAUAUGGCCGCCGUGGCCAUCUUUUGCCCUAAUAGCAUCAACAUGCUGGCAGGGAUAAAUGGCGUUGAGGUUGCCCAGUCGCUCGUCAUUGCCAUUCUUCUCUUGAUCAAUGAUUCCUUAUACCUGGCACCUUUCACUCCGUAUCCACACCCGGCGAUGGAUUCUCAUCUCUUUUCGAUCUAUUUUCUGCUGCCAUUUAUUGGAGUAUCGUUUGCUCUCCUCUGCCACAACUGGUAUCCCUCCAAGGUUUUUGUCGGCGACACAUACUGCUACUUUGCUGGCAUGGUAUUUGUCGUUGUUGGCAUCCUGGGGCAUUUUAGCAAGACCCUGCUACUUUUGUUCAUCCCUCAAAUGUUCAACUUCCUCUACUCAUGCCCGCAGCUAUUUCACAUUAUUCCUUGCCCACGCCACCGCCUCCCCAAAUUCAACGCGGCAACUGGCCUGCUGGAUAAUUCUGUCACCGAAUGGGCGCAUCCUCCAUCACCUUUGAUCAAUGUCAUACUCAAGAUUUUGUAUCGGCUACGAUUGGUUGGGCUCAAGACAAACUCAAAGGGCGAAAUCAUCGAGUCAACAAACCUGACCCUUCUCAAUCUAUGGAUCCUCUGGUUUGGCCCGAUGAGAGAGGAUCGACUGGCCCUGCAUAUCGUUUUGCUGCAGACAAUAGUGGGGCUAAUUGCCCUGUUUGUUCGUCACCGGAUGGCGCUUCUCAUCUUUCCAGCGGACAAUCGGAACUUUUUCUCUAAUCCUCCCAUUGCAAACGGGACAAUACCCGAUAAUCUGAAAACCAGCGCUCAAGUCCGAGAAACCUUUGUCUCGGACUCGCUAGCAGCAGCAGCAGCGGAAAUAGAACCAUCAGCCAAAGACAAACCUGCGUUCGAGCUCGAAGACCAUCCAGUCGAUCAUGUGCGCGACAUCAAGGUUGGCAUUAUUGGUGCCGGGCUGGCAGGUAUAACAGCAGCGACGCUGCUCCCAGCAAAACUGCCUGGGAUAAACCUGACAAUCUACGACAAAAACGGCGACGUGGGCGGCACGUGGUUUGAGAAUACAUAUCCCGGUGUCCGUUGCGAUGUGCCUGCUCAUGUCUAUCAAUCCAGCUUCGAGGCCAACUCGCAGUGGACCGAGGAAUUCGCGCAGGGCCAUGAGAUUCGCAACUACUGGCAAAACCUCGCCCAGAAGCACGGCGUGUACAAGCAUUUGAAAAGUAAACAGAAAGUCCUCAGCGCGGAAUGGCUCAACGAGGAGGCGAAAUGGAAACUGACCAUUGAGGAUUUAAACACCGCCAACAUAUAUGAAGAGAAACUAGACUUUAUCGUCUCUGCAAUCGGCCACUUCAACGCCUGGAAACUCCCAGACUAUGAAGGAAUCAAGUCGUUCAAAAACCCACUCUUCCACUCCUCGAACUGGAACCACGACAUUGACCUAAAAGACAAACGCGUCGCCCUGAUUGGAAACGGCGCUUCAGGUCUCCAGGUACUGCCAUCAAUCCAGCCCAUUUCAGGCCACGUCGACCACUACGCACGUAACCGCACCUGGAUAGUCGACUCAUUCGGCCCUUCUGGCGUGCGCCGGCUCGAACCAAACCUAUUCAGCGACGAGCAACUCGAGUCCUUCAAAAACGACCCAAAAACACAUCUCGAAUACCGUCGCAAAAUCGAAGCGGGCUAUUUCCGCCAGUUUGGAAAUAUUUUCAAAGACACACCGGGAAACAAAGGAUUGCGCGAGAAGUGGACCGAAUUGAUGCUUCGUCGCGUAGGGCCCGAAUUGGCAGACAAGAUUAUCCCUGAUUUUCCUCCCAAUUGCCGUCGACCAACGCCAGGACCGGGGUAUUUGGAGGCACUGUCGAAGCCGAAUGUUAGCUUUAUUCAGACACGCAUCCAAAAAUUUACUGAGACGGGUAUUGUCACGGUAGACGGGACUGAGAGGGAAGUUGAUGUGGUGAUUUGUUCCACGGGGGCAAACGUUGAUUUUGCGCCGGCGUUCCCCAUCGUGGCCAACGGUGUGAAUUUGCAAGAAGCCUGGAGGCCAGGCGGUUCGUACGGCUACCCUUAUAUCUAUCUGGGUAUGGCAGCACCAGGGUUUCCCAAUAUCAAUUGGGUUGGUGGGCCAUUAUCUGCGGGUUUCAGUGGAACAGUGCCAAACAGUAUCGAGAACCAAGUGACCUAUAUUGCCAAAGUGAUUCGCAAACUACGCAGUCAGGGAAUCGCCUCUCUGUCGCCUUCGUUCGCUGCAACAAGGGAUUUCAUCGACUACGCCGACAAGUUUUUCCCCCGGACAGUGUGGACUGGAAACAACGACUCCUCCGACAACAGCAAGAAUUGCUCAUCCUGGUACAACGCUGGAAUCCCUGGUGGACGCGUGGUAGGCUUGUUCCCUGGAAGUGCAGCAGCGUCAAAUUAUAUUCGCCGAGACCCAAGAUGGGAAGAUUUUGAGUAUACGUAUACGAAUAAAAGUGGCAAUCGGUUUGCAUGGUUGGGGGAUGGGUGGAGGGCGAGGGAGAAGAAUGUCGCCGAUGAUGAUGAGGGUGCUGCUGUUAAGUUGACGCCGCAUUUGAAGUUACCCGAGGAUGUAGAUUUGAAGUCGCAUUGUGAGGGGUGGUGGGAUGUGUAG